CAAUCGGGACACUCCAAAAGUGCUGACGAGGACUGCAUCGAACCAUGCACCAGAAGCGUUGAAGGGCUGGAUUUCUUUCUCAUUUCUCUUGCACUGCUGCUGUUCUUCUUGUUGAGUGGUCAGGGAUCUCCUCCGUGACAACAGCGUUUUGUUCCUUGUUUGCUGGUUCCGUGAUCCCUCCACAAAUAAAUUUUAGACCGAGCUUUGCCGGAUAUAAUAAGGUGUUUCUUUCCAAGUUGCCGUUGUCGUUUGUCCAAGACCAUGAGCAAGUUUCUCCACAAGUUCGGUGGGAUGAUGAAUUCCCAAGAAGUUGGGCGAAGCAGACAAACCGAAAUGCACGAGAAGAAAACCGCCAUGGAGGUCGAGGAUGAAGAAGCGGUUCCGAUUGAGGCGGAGAACUACAGCAGCGGCGUAGAGACGAGCGAAGAUGAUGAAGAGGCAUACGAAGAAGAAGAAGUUUGCGAGGUUGACGAUACUUUGAGCUGUACACAAGUAAACGACGGAUUCAUGAGCAAUAACAUUUCCGCUUCUGAGGAAGAAAUGGGCAUGGGUUUUGCCAAGUUGGGCACUGGCUACGACAGCACCAUGGUGGUGUCGUUGACCCUUUCUUCCGUACUGAUCUUGACCCUUUUGGGGUGGAAUGUUGGCUUUCGACGCAAGCAGCGAAGACGAAACAGAAGGUGGAAGAACGACAGUCAAAUGAUCCUGACAAAAGUCGAAGACGUCGUGGCGCAGCUUGAAGAUCGAGACGAACAAGUGGAUGUUUUGAAACAACAGAUCAAGCUGCAGGAGGCAGCGGCUGCCAAGGAAAAAGAAGACCUUCAAAAGGAAUUUUCCAAUGUCCUGAAGACCAAGGAUGAGGAAUAUCAAGCGCUACGCACAACGUUGGAGGAGCUCUCAAAUCAACAAAAGGACACGGAUGCGCGCUUGGAAAGAGUCACAGCCGAAUUGAACCGCUCCAUGGAAGCUCAGCAGGAUUACGAGUGCCAACUGCUGGAGCAAAAACUCCAUGCGUCACAACUAAACACCACUCUGGCAGAGCGGGAUGCAACGAUUGAAGGACUCCAGCAAACCAGUACUGCUCAGCUCGCACGCAUCCAAGAGCUCCAUCAGAAAAUCAAAGCGGACGCAGUCAAGGCGGAAGAAAUCAUCGGGGACUUGACUUCGGAGCGAGAUGAAAGGUUCGCCAUUCUUCAGCAAGAAAAUGAUGCCAUCAAAUCGACUGUCAUGGGAAUGCUCAAAUCAACGCAGGAAAAGUACGAUGCCGACAAAAUGACGCUCAAGAGAGAGAUGGGCAAACGCGAUGCCAAGAUUGUCAGUUUGCAAGAGGAACUAUGGAAGUCCAACGCCUUGCUGAAGCGACUCAAGACCAAUGGCUCCGUCGAUCAAUCUGCAUUGUCUCAGUCCAUGCGAAACUUGAUUUCGGAAAUCAAAGAAACCAAGGACGCAGCUGCCGAGGCAACCGGCAAGGGUCCAAAGGAACGUCGAUCCAGUACCUAUGACGCGGCCGAAGCCAUCCUCGAAGAAAAUGGGGAGUGCGACGAGUUCAAAGCGCUGGAAACUCUGCUCUCCCGGCGUCGCCCAAACAAAUAAAUGAGAGCAUCAACAAAGGAGCAACGUAAUCUGGCUUUGGAUGCGAUAUGAAAAACCCUUGCGUUCACUAAGUCUUUGGUUGUGGAUAUCAGCUUCCGCGACAACUUGUACAGUAGCAUGUCAUUGAUAUAAGGAUGCACGCAAAAUGAUACGAACCA
Messenger RNA from Seminavis robusta, 1751 nucleotides. The record is from the annotation of a GenBank genome assembly. NCBI's taxonomy places the organism in Eukaryota, Bacillariophyta, Bacillariophyceae, Naviculales, Naviculaceae.